AUGGAGAGAGCCGCCCACGACGACUCCGGUGCAGCCUCCGAGGUGUCCUGGGGCGCCCACCGUGGGCUCCUGGAUGCUCGAAUCGGCCUUCCUGUUAUACCCACUGUGACCCUUCAACCCAACUGGCCUCAGAUAUUCAGAGGAGAGAAAGUCACUCUGAGAUGUAAGAUCCAUGGAGGUGGAGGAGCUCAGUGGAUGUAUGAAUGGAGACCAACCAGCAGAAACUCUCCAACAUCCAGUGAAUACAGGAUCACUGCAGCUAACAGUGGAGAAUAUAGAUGCAGAGGAAGAACAGAUGUCUUUACAAUAACAGAGUGGGGAGUCCUUAGGUUAACUGUGUUAGAUAAACCUGUCCUCUCUGUGUCUCCAUCAUGGCUGAGUCCUGGAGCCUCAGUGACUCUGAGCUGUGGGGGGUUGGAGUAUCCAUCUGCAGGAUGGAGGUUCUUCUGGUAUAAAGUGGUUCCAACAAAAUCCAGCAGCUCCUACAGCUUAGAGCUGCUGACUGGCAGAACCAACUGGACUGAACAGAACUCCUACCUCAUUAAUGGACAGAAUCACACAGCAGGAUAUGUGUGCAGAGCAGGAAGAGGAGAACCACUGUUUUACACUAAAUACAGUGAAGCAAAGUUUGUCUGGUCUGCAGACUCUCAUCCAGCUGCUUCUCUCUCAGUGACUCCAGACAGAGUUCAACAUUUUAUCAGUCAGUCUGUCACUCUGAGCUGUAGUGGGAACAACACUGAGUGGAGACUGAGGAAGUUUACAGAAACAGGUGGACUAUCAGACACUCACUGCUCCAACUGGGGGACAAUGACUGGAUCCUCAUGUUCUAUAAACACAUACUGGUCUCGCAGUGGAGUGCACUGGUGUGAGUCUGGAUCAGGAGAUUUUAGCAACGCAGUCAACAUCACUGUACAGGAUAAAUAUUAUUAUAGUAUCAUCCUGGUGAGCCCCGUCCAUCCUGUGACUGAGGGAGAUCCUGUUACUCUGAGCUGCAGAGAUAUAGAACAAAAACUUCUCUCCAAUGUGUUUUUCUAUCACAAUGAUAAACUGAUCCACAAUGACAGCAGAGAGGAGCUGAACAUCUCUGCAGUGUCAAAGUCAGAUGAAGGUUUCUACAAGUGUGAACAUUCAGGAAAGGAGUCACCACAGAGCUGGAUGGCUGUUAGAGUGUCUCUGUCCAGUCCUGUUGACUCUUCAUUUGCUGUGCUGAUGAUUGUUGGACCGUUUAUAGGAAUAAUUCUCAUUAUCCUGCUGCUGCUGUUGUGGUGCUACACACGGUCCAAAGAUUUCUGCAUCAGAUCAGAAAGCAGCAGUCAGAGCCCCACCAUCAAUCAUGGAGUCAACCAGACAGACAGUCAAGUUUACAGCUCUCUGCUGCACGGAAGCCCUGAUGACCCAGACGAGGAUCCUGUUUACACUAAUAUUGAAGCAGAAACCACAGCUGUGGAUUACAGCUCGGCCUUUAACACCAUUCUCCCGGACAGACUCAUCAUCAAACUGGGCUCCCUUGGACUCCCCCCUCUCACAUGUGCCUGGAUUAACAACUUCCUGACCGACCGACCCCAGGCUGUGAGAGUUGGCCCCCACCUCUCCUCCACCCGCACGCUGAGCAUCGGCUCCCCACAGGGUGGCGUGCUGAGCCCCCUCCUCUUCUGCCUUUACACCCACGAUUGUAAACCAAUCCACAACCGGAUCAUCAAGUAUGCCGACGAUACCGCUGUG
Messenger RNA from Cyprinodon variegatus (sheepshead minnow), 1722 nucleotides. RefSeq lists its product as uncharacterized. The transcript has 10 exons. The record is from RefSeq and is a predicted model, not a curated record. NCBI's taxonomy places the organism in Eukaryota, Metazoa, Chordata, Actinopteri, Cyprinodontiformes, Cyprinodontidae. Gene Ontology annotation, biological process: cell surface receptor signaling pathway. The annotation marks the transcript as partial. Gene Ontology annotation, molecular function: transmembrane signaling receptor activity.